GCGCCCGGAGCGCGUCCCCGCUCCGCGCGUCCCCGCUGCGCCGGCCCGGCCGCACCGAGCCGCAGACAUGGACGAGGAGCGGGAGACUCUGCAAAGGAUUGUCAGUACUCUAGUGAACAAAAAUGAUGAAAUUCACAACUUCAUUGACAUGCUGAACCAUACAAUAUCAAAUGUUCAGGUAAACUCCUCUAAUGCCAUCAGUGAGCUGGAUGAGGAGUUUGAUGGUCUGUACUCUGUGCUACAUGAGAUGAAGGGGAGCAUGGCCAACACUAUUCAGCAAGAAGAAGCUCGUAAAAUUCAAGCUCUGCAGGAUCAGCUGAGCCAGUGCAGCCGUGCCCUGGAGAGCUCAGAAGAGCUGCUGGAACUUGCUGUGCAGUCGCUGGACAUAAAGAACCCCGUGGAGCUCUUAGAGGCUUCCAGACAGAUCAAAGAUAGUGUCACAGUGGCUUCGGCGUUCCGCCUCUCUCUGAAACCAAAAGUCAGUGACAGUAUGACUCAUAUGAUGGUGGACUUUGCCCUGGAGAAGAGGAUGCUCCAAGCUGUGAAGUUUUUGCCAGUCCCUAAAGCUCCAGAGAUAGAUGUAGCAGCGUGUCUGGUUGCUGACAACUGCAUAACAAUAUCGUGGAGGAUGCCUGAGGAGGACAGCAGAAUUGAUCAUUUUGUGCUGGAGUAUAGGAAAACCAACUUUGAUGGGCUCCCUCGACUGAAAGGGGAACAGCGUUGGGAGCUGGUUGACUACAUUAAAGCUACUCAGUACACAUUAUCAGGUCUGAGAUUUGAUACAAAAUACAUGAACCUUAGAGUACAAGCUUGCAACAAAGCUGUGGCAGGUGAAUACUCCGACCCCGUGACUCUGGAAACCAAAGCAUUUGUGUUCAGUUUGGACAGUACUUCAUCUCAUCUGAACUUGAAAGUUGAAGACACCUACGUUGAAUGGGAUCCUACUGGAGGCAAAGGCCAAGAAAAAAUAAAAGGGAAGGAAAAUAAAAACAGUGGCCAGAAUCCUCUGCUGAAGAGCAAUAGAAGAAGCAACACAGCGUCUCCCAAGAGAUCCACUAACAGCCCAAGGGCCUUGUCAAGGGGCAGCCGGGAUCGCUUUGCUGGUGAAUCCUACACCGUGCUGGGAGACACUGCUGUUGAAAGUGGACAGCAUUACUGGGAAGUGAGAGCCCAGAAGGACUGCAAAUCCUACAGCGUGGGAGUAACAUACAGAAACCCGGGGAAGUUUGACCAGCUGGGAAAGACUAAUUCCAGCUGGUGCAUCCAUAUCAACAACUGGCUGCAAACCACCUUCUCAGCCAAGCAUAACAAUAAAGCAAAGACUCUUGAUAUACCUGUCCCAGACAGAAUAGGAGUAUACUGUGACUUCGAUGGAGGUCAGCUUUCAUUUUAUAAUGCAAGCUCAAAGGCAUUGUUACACACCUUCAGAACGAAGUUUACCCAACCAUUGCUACCAGGCUUCAUGAUCUGGUGUGGUGGCCUCACAGUGACGACUGGAUUGCAGGUGCCAAGUGCUGUGAAAACUCUUCAGAAGAGUGAAAAUGGAUUGGGUGGUUCAACAAGCAGCCUAAAUAAUGUUGCCUAGUAAUGUCUGUUUAAAGCUUCUGCUGCUGAAUGUUUUUGUUUCUCUGUGUAGCUACUACUCACGGAAGCUUGUGAGCAUUGGAUUUUACUGGGUUUGCUACCUUCUGCUGUUUAGGGCCCAGGUACUGAUAGUGCAAAGGUGUUGGGGCUAAAGUGUUAGGAACCAGUGCAGGGAAUCCAGAAAAAUGCCAGAAAGCUGAACUGUUGCCUAUUUAAAAAAAAGAAAAGAAGCCAAGAGCUGUUACUAUGGACUUUUCUAAUACUGUAUUCAAGCAUUUUGUUACAGACUUGAAUAUUAAUUUUGUUAUAAAUACUAUUCUUCUAUGAAGAAUAUAGCAAAUGCAAUUUUUUAGCUCUCCUAAUGGAAAUUACUUAACUGUGUAUUUAAUAAUUAAAUAAUUAAAUAAUAAUUAAUGCUAGGCUUGCCAUUAAAAUUUGUGAUUUCUGAGAUGCAUUUUGAAACAGACUGAUUUGCUGGCCUAUCCUGGCAAAAUACCACAAUAGCAUGGUUUCAGAAGGAUAUUGUAAGAAUGUCUAGGCCUGGUAUGAAGAAACAGUAAGAGCAGGCUGUGAUUAUUUCCCCCAGUGAAAUAAAAUCCUCCUAUUUUCCAUGAGUAACUCCUUUUUAAAACCAUGUGUAUUGAUAUUGGCUCCUGUUUGUCACCAUUGCAUUAAUUGCAUUCUAAUUACAUUAGAAAAUUACGUAUGGAUGUUCCAUUGCCUUGACCCCCGUUUGCAAGCCUAGUAAAACAGUAGUCAAAUGAUUCAUAGUAAUGGGAGAGCUAAAAAAAGAAAAAAAAAAUCAUGUUAUAUUCUUCGUGGAAAAUCCCAGCUUGUCAGUGGGAAUUACUAGGUUAUUACAGGCUUUUUUAAUCUGCUUUCUUCCCUCUAAUCAAGCCGAGGAGCCUAUAAAUAGUUUUCAGGUACACUCAUGAAUCAGGUGUUUCCUAACUGAAGAUUGUUUUCUGGUAUCACCUGAAAACUGCUAUAAAUUCAUGGUCCGUAAUGAUUUGGCUCAUUUGCUGCUGGGCCAAUAUAUUUUCCUUCUGUAUAUCCUUUAACCCAUAGAACCAUAAACAUCUAACCGUGUUAAACCUCAAUAUUACCAAUGGCUCCUUUCUGUCCAUCACAAUUUCUCAAGAGAAGGAGAAAUUCCUUGAGACACCUUCUAAUAAACUGGCUAUGAUGUUCAGUGAAAAAGUUGAAAAUUAGCAAGGAAAUGUAAUUACCUGUUCUGGAAAGUGUUAUUUUUCUUGAGGAAUCAUGAAGUUGACAGGUUGGCUGAGCCCUAAAUGUUUAUUUUGUAUCGGGAACUUGAGCAUUUCUUAAUUAUUUGCAUUGUGAACUUGUAAUCUCUUUUUGCAGAGGAAAGUACAAACUAGUUCUCCCAGUUUAACUGUACCUUCUUCUGCGUGUUCUGUUGCUUGGGCUUUGGGACAAAGAUACUCAGAAGUGACGUGGUUCUUGGUCAA
Messenger RNA from Melozone crissalis (California towhee), 3056 nucleotides. It is a transcript of the gene FSD1L, whose product is annotated as fibronectin type III and SPRY domain containing 1 like. Bases 68 to 1585 code for a protein of 505 amino acids. NCBI's taxonomy places the organism in Eukaryota, Metazoa, Chordata, Aves, Passeriformes, Passerellidae. The transcript has 14 exons. Gene Ontology annotation, molecular function: protein binding. The record is from RefSeq and is a predicted model, not a curated record.